Molecule: messenger RNA, 3319 nt
Organism: Ceraceosorus bombacis
Lineage: Eukaryota; Fungi; Basidiomycota; Exobasidiomycetes; Ceraceosorales; Ceraceosoraceae
Source: the annotation of a GenBank genome assembly
AUGACCUUGAACGCGCGCUCCCCGCACAAUCACCAAGAUACCCGAGCAUCCCCUCCGCACCAUUACAACAUCACACAGCGACCCUCUCAUCAAGCCCUCGACUUUGGAUCGCCAUCUCCACGCGCAGCAGACAGACGUGGUAGCGCUAGCAGCAGCGGCGACGCCAGUGGCAGCGGAUCACCAUCCCAAGACUCCAACUCCAAGGUCACGACUCGAGGAGGAGAAGAGUACGAGCUGAAAAGAGCGUACGAAAGCGGCCCCACUCUGCCAUUCCACCUGAGCAACACUGCAAUGUCUUCGCAGGAUCGCACCAGAUUCGCCGUGCAGGGCGGCUUCGACCCUUACGCAUCCGUCGAGAGGCUUCCAGCUGGCUACUCGCAGGCUGGCGAGGACAAGGUCAGGGAGAAGGGUGCGGGAUCGGGCAUCGGUGCAUACGCUAGGGCAGGACUGGAUCCAGUCUCUGCACCCACCUCGUAUGCUCCCAGCACAAAGGCGCGCUACGCUAGCUUGAUACCCGAAAAGAGACCACCCAAGAGUCCAGUGAGUAGGAGGAGCACAUCUUGACGCAACACUGUCCGGUGGUGGCUGGACGGCCAGCGGCGUUCUUCGGUGCGCACGAUGCCCACUGCUCACCGUCGCUCACGAAAGCUGCUUCCUCCACCAUCGACACUCUUCCUUUGCAGCUCGAACAUGUGUCUUCUCUUGCUCAGUCAGAGACGGCGAUGCUGCUUUUGUAUACCUUUCUGGCCCUCUUGACGCGCCUAUGGGGUAUCGGCAAGGGCCCACAGGUGAUUUGGGACGAAGUGAGUAGAGCGAUAGGCUGGAGAAGCUGUCACAUUCUUGGCGGCUUCGACUUUGCUGACUAAUCUUCUUGCCCUGUCAGGCCCACUUCGGCAAAUUCGGCUCGCAUUAUCUCAAGCGUGAAUUCUACUUUGAUGUACACCCGCCUCUGGGUAAAAUGCUCGUUGGCUUGGCCGGUCUACUGAGCGGCUACAAUGGGCACUUCGAAUUCAAGAGUGGAGAGGCGUACCCGGCCAAUGUCAACUACGUUGGCAUGCGAGUCUUUUUGGCCUUGUUUGGCGUCGCCAUGGUCCCUUUUGCUUGGGCCACCAGUGGCGGUUUGGGCUGGAACUGGCGAGCCAGGCAUGCCCUCACGAUCAUGGUGCUUUUGGGUGCGUAGAGGUACAUUUGCUUUCGAAAGUCUUGAAGCAGCUACGACUAUGGCUGACGCUCAUGUCUUGUGACGCUCAGAUAACGGCUGGCUCGUCAUUUCGCGCUUCAUCCUACUCGACUCUAUGCUGCUGUGCUUCACCUUUUCCACGGUGCAUGGAUUGAUCAUGUUCCACGGCCAUCAACAUCGCCCAUUUUCGCAGAAGUGGUGGUUCUGGCUAGCAUACACGGGAGUCUCAAUUGGGUGCGUGAUGAGCGUCAAAUGGGUAGGACUAUUUGCCAUGGCAUUGGUCGGGCUUUACACAAUCGAAGAUCUGUGGGACAAGUUUGGGGACCUCAAGAUGCCCGUUCGGGCCUACGCCAGGCACUGGUGUGCCAGACUCCUCUGCUUGAUCGUCGUUCCUCUGCUCGUCUACAUGGCUUCUUUCAAGAUGCACUUUCUCAUCCUCAACCACUCAGGCCCUGGAGAUGCUCAAAUGUCGAGCUUGUUCCAAGCUCACCUGAAGGGCAAUGACUUCGCCACUUCGCCUCUCGGUGCGUCUCAUCCUUUGUAGCCUUUUGUAUUAGAGUCGGUUUGGCACGCUGACCCAAAAGAAGUCCUUCUCGCAGAGGUCGCGUAUGGCAGCAAGGUCACUUUCAAGAAUAUGGGGUAUGGUGGCGGCCUGCUUCACUCGCACGUUCAGACCUAUCCCGUCGGAUCACAGCAGCAGCAGGUCACCUGCUACCAUUAUAAGGACAACAACAACGACUUCAUCGUCACACCGACGUGGGACGAGCCAAGGCUACCAGUGGGAGGUGGGAGCGACGACCCUCCUCGCAUGUUCAAGAAUGGCGACACAUUCCGCUUCGUACACGAGGCCACGGGGCGCAAUCUCCACAGUCAUGCCAUUGCCGCUCCGAUCACAAAGGAGAACUACGAAAUCUCUGGCUACGGCAAUGCUACCGUUGGAGAUUGGAACGACCACUGGAUUGUCGAGGUGGUGGACGACCUGGCCACCGGCAAGAAGGUUCAGGGUGGUGAGGUGGUGCGCAGUUUGACGACUCGGAUGAGGUUCCGUCACAAGAAUUUGGGCUGCUACAUGAGAGCCGGUAGCGCGGUCUUGCCCCAGUGGGGAUGGAAGCAGAUCGAAGUUAGCUGCGAUAAGGAGAACAAUCCAAAGGACGAGCAUACGUACUGGAACGUUGAGUCCCACCACAAUGACAAGCUGCCGGCGGGCAGCGCCAGGUUGUACAAGUCCAGAUUCCUGGAUGAUUGGCUGCACCUCAAUGCCGCCAUGUGGCAGUCGAACAAUGCGCUCAUUCCGGAUGCCGACAAAUUCGACAUUCUCAGCUCCAGUCCCUUUGACUGGCUGUAUCAAUACAACGGGCUCAGGAUGAACAGUUGGGCGCCUGAGUCGCGCAAGUACUACCUUCUUGGAAACCCAAUCAUCUGGUGGGGAAGCACCACCUCUCUCGCUGUAUUUGCACUCGUUUUCACCUACUACCUGGGUCGAAUGCAAAGAAGACACGCAGAUCUCUCUGCUGCGGACUGGAACCAAUUCCUCUUUGUCGGAAAGAUUGCGGGACUCGGAUGGGUGCUCCACUUUAUGCCUAGCGCGAUCAUGUCCAGAGUUCUAUGUGUGAGCUUCAAGCAGCUUUGAAGUCCUCCUUUCGAGUCUCAACGAUCGCUGACAGCCCUUUCCCGCAUACCACAACCUGCGCUCGUGUACAGGAGUGUGGUGGAGCCCUCAUGCGGAUCAACUCUACAUUUCCAGGGAUUGCUGACAUUGCCCGAACGCCUGAACCGCAGACCUGCACCACUACUUGCCUACUCUCUACUUUGCCACCAUCAUGCUUGCGCACCUCCUGGACCAUUUCCUGUGGAAUCCAUCCACGGCUCGGUACAAGGGUAAAGGCGGCGUGCGAGCACCGCUCAGCGAAGCCCGAAAGAAUACCGCCUUUGCCGGCUUUGUUGGGCUCAUCUUCGUCGUCUUCUUGAUCUUCAAAGAUACUGCGUAUGGAAGGGAGGGCAAGGCAGAGAACUGGCCGUUGGUCAAAUGGAGGAAGUCGUGGAACGUAAGUGUGGCAGACGGACAUUUUGGCCAACGUUUUGACGCGAAGAUGGCGAGCUCUGAAUCGUUCUUCCUGCUGCGUCCAGAUCCACGAUUGA